This is a messenger RNA of Thermothielavioides terrestris NRRL 8126, 866 nucleotides long. RefSeq lists its product as uncharacterized. The transcript has 3 exons. NCBI's taxonomy places the organism in Eukaryota, Fungi, Ascomycota, Sordariomycetes, Sordariales, Chaetomiaceae. Bases 192 to 830 code for a protein of 212 amino acids. The record is from RefSeq and is a predicted model, not a curated record. Gene Ontology annotation, molecular function: oxidoreductase activity, acting on a sulfur group of donors, disulfide as acceptor.
GUAAUGGAGUUCCCAGGAGCCCCACGCUGACAAGGCUAACCUAGCUCUCGCAACCCUCUCCGCGCGAUAACGACAUUGCACCGCCAUCACCAUCACGGUCCCCGAAACAACGCCGCAGCGCUUUCAACGAUCAUACCUUGCCCAUAGACUACGGGUCAGGACACCCUGUGAUGGACGAGAAACACGCACCGAUGCCGCCGCCGAUCCGACGCGGCGUGGGCCCCGCGCGGCUGCUCAUGGCCCUCGGCUACCUGUCGCUGGCUGCCGUCACAUACUGGUACUUCCACACCCGCGCAACGUUCCUCCAGAGCCUGCCAAGCCCGCCGAGCCCGGCGCCCGUAGCGGCGACGAAUGCACUCGUACCUCUCGAGGCGCACAUCAUGAGCAAGUGCCCGGACGCUAGGGACUGUCUCCGCGAGCUCGUGCUGCCGGCAAUGCAGAAGGCCCACGAGAAGGUCAACUUUACGCUGUCGUUUAUCGGCAAGCCGACGGACGAAGACGACGGGGUGGCCUGCAAACACGGUCCGGAGGAGUGCCUCGGCAACAUCAUCGAACUCUGCGCGCAACGGCUCUACCCCGACCCCAAGACAUUCCUCGGCUUCACCAUGUGCCUGAUGCGAGACUACAAACACAUACCGCAGCGCAGCCUGGUCGAGGACUGCGCGCUGGAGCACGCCAUCGACUUCAACCAGCUCAACGACUGCGCGACCAAGGACGACGGCGCCUUUGGCAUCGGCAUGCUGCGGGACAGCGUGGAGCGGACAGCGAAGGUACGUACACACACAUACACACACCCACCCACCCGCAGGCAGGCAGCCCCAUUUAGGUAGAUACCCUCCGCUCUCUCUCUAACACCCGCCCGCUGC